Gekko japonicus is the source of this 2574-nucleotide messenger RNA. RefSeq names its product cysteinyl-tRNA synthetase (gene CARS1). Gene Ontology annotation, biological process: cysteinyl-tRNA aminoacylation. The record is from RefSeq and is a predicted model, not a curated record. The transcript has 17 exons. The annotation marks the transcript as partial. Gene Ontology annotation, cellular component: cytoplasm. Gene Ontology annotation, molecular function: ATP binding; cysteine-tRNA ligase activity. NCBI's taxonomy places the organism in Eukaryota, Metazoa, Chordata, Lepidosauria, Squamata, Gekkonidae.
CCCUUUUCAGUUAAGCUACACGAAACAUCAGACCCGGACAAGAAACAGAUGCUGGAAAGGAUUCAGAAUGCAGUAAAAAGUGCUGUGGAGCCUCUUAAAAAAGCACUGCAAAACAGACUCUCCGAAGAGGAAAUCAGCAAACAAGCUGAGGUGGUGUUACAAGAAGCAAAAGAUAUACUUUCUGAGUGGCUGGAUGCUAAAUUGUGCAGUCAGGUGACCGACAAUGCUAUCUUUUCAAACCUUCCAAAAUUCUGGGAAGAAGAAUAUCAUAAAGAUAUGGCAGCUCUCAAUGUGUUACCUGCAGAUGUCUUAACUCGUGUUAGUGAAUAUGUACCAGAAAUUGUGGACUUUGUUCAGAGGAUUGUAGAUAAUGGAUAUGGUUACGUGUCCAAUGGAUCUGUCUAUUUUGAUACGAUGAAAUUUGAUACAUCUGAGAAACACUCCUAUGCGAAGUUGGUUCCCGAAGCUGUAGGAGAUCAGAAAGCACUUCAGGAAGGUGAAGGUGACCUGAGCAUCUCAGCAGACCGCUUAAGUGAGAAACGUUCUCCGAGUGAUUUUGCUUUAUGGAAAUCCUCCAAACCAGGGGAGCCCUCAUGGGAUUCUCCUUGGGGAAAGGGCCGUCCGGGAUGGCAUAUUGAAUGUUCUGCAAUGGCUGGCUCUAUUCUAGGAGAGUCCAUGGACAUCCAUGGAGGGGGCUUUGACCUUCGAUUCCCCCACCAUGACAAUGAGUUGGCGCAAUCCGAGGCAUAUUUUGAAAAUGACAACUGGGUUCGCUAUUUUCUGCACACUGGGCACUUAACAAUUGCUGGUUGUAAAAUGUCCAAAUCUUUAAAAAACUUCAUCACUAUCAAAGAUGCACUGAAGAAGCAUACAGCUCGGCAAUUACGACUGGCUUUUCUGAUGCAUUCUUGGAAAGAUACACUAGACUAUUCAAACAACACUAUGGAGUCAGCGAUUCAGUAUGAAAAAUUCAUGAAUGAGUUCUUUUUAAAUGUGAAGGACAUCCUUCGUGCUCCUGCUGAUGUGACAGGCCAGUGUGAAAAAUGGGAUACCCAGGAAAUAGCGCUGAAUAAAAGUUUUUUUGACAAGAAGGCAGCAGUCCAUGAAGCAUUGUGUGACAAUAUUGAUACACGCACAGUCUUGGAAGAAAUGCGGUCACUAGUCAGUCAGUGUAAUUCCUACAUCGCUGGAAAGAAGAGCACCAGGCAGAUGCCAAACAGAAUGCUGCUGGAAAACAUAAGCAUUUAUUUGACACAGAUGUUCAAGAUCUUUGGUGCUAUAGAAGGAGAUGAAGCAAAUAUUGGCUUCCCCGUUGGAGGAAAUGGCCAAACCUUAAAUCUUGAAUCUACAGUCAUGCCAUAUCUACACAUUUUGUCUGAAUUCAGAGAAGGUAUACGACAAAUUGCCAAAGAUAAGAAAGUACCUGAAGUUCUGCAGCUCUGUGAUUCUCUUCGGGAUGAUGUCCUUCCGGAGCACGGAGUUCGUUUUGAAGAUCAUGAAGGUCUCCCAACGGUGGUCAAGCUAGUGGACAGGGACACCUUGCUGAAAGAAAGAGAAGAAAAGAAAAAGAUUGAAGAAGAGAAAAAAUUGAAAAAAGAAGCAGCUGCUAGAAAGAAACAAGAACAAGAGGCAGCAAAACUGGCAAAGAUGAAAAUCUCACCAGGAGAAAUGUUUAAGUCUGAACAUGACAAGUAUUCCAAAUUUGAUGAAAAUGGGUUUCCAACCCAUGACAUGGAAGGCAAAGAACUCAGCAAGGGUCAGAUGAAGAAGCUAAAGAAACUCUAUGAAGCACAAGAAAAACUGUACAAAGAAUAUCUUCAGAUGGUUCAGAAUGGAACUGCAAACUGAGAGCAAUACUAGGACCGUUCUUAUUAAAUACAACAGCUGGAUCACUUUUGGUUUGGUUGGGGUAACGGACUUCUACUAUGCUUCCACUUUUGACAGUGUACUAGGUUAAGAAUAAAGGUGUUAUAUAUUUGUGAGUUUAAAACAUCAAUAAAAUUUUGUUACUUAAAGGUCUAUGAAACAUAUAUGUGUGUGACACCAGUUAUUAAAGAAUAAAAAGUACGCUAGCGUAGACGUGGUACAGUCAGCUACUUGAGUUGCAGUCUUCUUUAAUGUAUAACUUCAACCUAGUUUUACUCAAAACAUAGGUGUAAUGAGACAUCUCAGUAAAUGUACUCAGGAUCACUGUCUUUAGUCCUUCACAAGCAUAGAAGAGCUGCUAGACUGGAGUCCAAUAGCAACAAGAUUUUGGGGAUGUGACCUUUCAAGCUCUUUUUGUCUAGAGGAAUUCAUUAUGAGUAGCAUAGAUUUCUUUUGCAUGUUUAAAUAUACUAAGGACAUGUAGCAGGAAAGAAACCAGGAGACCUUAAGAAAGAGUAGACAUAAGUUUGGUAUACUGAGAUUUACAUGUAUUUCUCCAGAAGAUGCACUCUGUUUAAAUUGCCUAGGAAUGAGGACUUGUGGUCAACAAAAACUGAAGCUUGCUUAGGUGGAAAUCUUAACUGUGUGAAAUCUCAUGAAACAGAUCAAGAAAUGUCCGGUUCUUCCCGAAACCCUCAUCUUGCACAG